AUGGCUUCUUCUUCUUCUUCUUACAUCAUCCAUUUCUUCAUCUUAUCGCUAUCUUUUUUCUCACUUUCUUCUUUAUCAGCAUCCUCUAAACCAAACUCCUUCAUUCUUCCCAUCAAAAAAGACCCAUCAACCAACCUCUUCUACACAUCAGUUGGCAUAGGAACUCCUAGAACCAAUUUCAAUCUAGUCAUUGAUCUUGCAGGAGAAAACCUGUGGUAUGACUGUGAUACUCACUACAAUUCAUCAUCCUAUACUCCUAUUCAAUGUGGCUCUAAACAAUGUCCAGAUGUUGCAUGUAUUGUUUCCUGUGAUGGCCCUUUCAAACCAGGUUGCACUAACAACACAUGUCCUGCUUCUGCAACCAACUCAUUAGCCAAUUUCAUUUUUGGCGGCGGACUUGGUCAAGAUUUCAUUUUCAUUUCUCAAUACAAAGUUUCUGGUUUGCUUUCGAGUUGCGUUGAAACUGAUAGAUUCACUGAUGAUUCACCACUAAAUGGCUUACCAAAAAACACCAAAGGGAUUAUUGGUCUUGCAAGAUCAAACCUUUCAUUGCCAACACAGCUUGCUUUGAAAAACAAUCUUCCAACCAAAUUCUCUCUUUGUUUGCCUUCUUCAAACAAACAAGGAUUCACUAACUUGCUUGUUGGAUCAGAUGAGUUGUCCAAAUUUGUUCAAACUACACCACUCGUUGUGAAUCCUGUUUCGACAGGUGCUGUUUCUGUUGAAGGUGUCCCUUCAAAUGAAUAUUUUAUUGAUGUGAAAGCUAUAAAGAUUGAUGGACAUGUUUUGAACUUUAAGCCUUCUUUGUUGUCCAUUGACAAAAAGGGAAAUGGUGGCACCAAAAUUAGUACUAUAACUCCUUUCACUGAAUUGCAAACAACAGUUUACAAGCCAUUUAUUCGUGAUUUCCUCAAGAAGGCUUCAGAUAGGAAACUAAAGAGAGUGGAAUCAGUGGCACCAUUUGAGGCUUGUUUUGACUCAACUAGCAUUGAAAACACUGUACCAAGAAUUGAUCUUGUUCUUCAAAAGGGAGUGCAGUGGACAAUUCAUGAAACCAAUUUGAUGGUUAAUGUAAAGAAAAAUGUAGCAUGUCUUGGAAUUGUUGAUGGAGGUACAGAGCCAAGGAUGUCUUUUACAAAAGCUUCGAUUGUUAUUGGUGGACAUCAAUUAGUGGACAAUCUUUUGGUGUUUGAUCUAUCUUCCUCAAAGUUAAGCUUUAGCUCCUCGCUUUUGGUUCAUAAUGCGAGUUGUUCCUAA
Vicia faba (fava bean) is the source of this 1257-nucleotide messenger RNA. NCBI's taxonomy places the organism in Eukaryota, Viridiplantae, Streptophyta, Magnoliopsida, Fabales, Fabaceae. The record is from the annotation of a GenBank genome assembly.